AACGGACUUCACUGCUGCUGUGUGUCCUGCAUACAGAACGGACUUCACUGCUGCUGUGUGUCCUGCAUACAGAACGGACUUCACUGCUGCUGUGUGUCCUGCAUACAGAACGGACUUCACUGCUGCUGUGUGUCCUGCAUACAGAACGGACUUCACUGCUGCUGUGUGUCCUGCAUACAGAACGGACUUCACUGCUGCUGUGUGUCCUGCAUACAGAACGGACUUCACUGCUGCUGUGUGUCCUGCAUACAGGACGGACUUCACUGCUCUCACGUUGAGCUGGGUGGAACUUGGGGCAGCAGAGCGCAAGGAGCGGCAUGCAAAGAGGCAGCAGAGACAGGCCGCGCAGCUGGCAGCACAGCUAGCAGCAGCGAUGGCAGCAGCAGGGCAGUACGCAGGGGGGUACGGAGAGGGGCUGGCCCUGGGUCGAUCGAGACGGGAGAGGAAGCCUGUCACCUACACCUUCGAUGACUUUGAUCGUUCUAUCAACGAUGCCAUCACACUACCUUUGGAAACCCAGCUCACAACUUUUUUCCUUCCCAUUCCCCCUCCGGUUUUCCUUCCCAUUCCCCCUCCGAUUUCCCUUCCGCUUCCCCCUCCCCUUCUCCUUCCCCCUGCAGAUGAUUUUGAUCGUUCUAUCAACGAUGCCAUCACGCUACCUUCCAAAUCCCGUGAGCUUCCUCCCGAGCACGCCCCCACUCGCGAGGGCCUCCGACAGCUGGCAGGGCGGCGCGUUUUGUCUGCUAGCGGUGAUGCGGUUGGUAGUGGUGUUGGGGGGGACGGAGGGGAGGGUGGUGUGGGAGGAGGGAGGGGAGGAGAGGGGGAGGAGGGAGAGAGAGAAAGGGGAGAAAUCAAAGCAGGAGGAGAAGAAGGGGAAAAGGCAGGAGGAAGAGAAGGGAAAGAAGAAGAGGGAGGAGAAAGAGGAGAAGAGGAGGAUGGUUUGAGAGUAGGGUCAUCUGGGGAAGGUUCAUAUGGGAAUGGAGAGAUGGAAGAGAAGGGAGGCAAGAGCGAUGAUAAGGAUAGUGAUAAUAAUGAUGGUGAUAGUAGUGAUGGUGAUUGGAACGAGAGUGGUGAUAAUACAGGGGAUGGGAGUGAUGGUGAUGAGAAUGGUAGGGCAUGGAAAGAGAGGAGGGAGGAAGGAGGAGAGGAGGGGAGGGGGCGGGGAGAAGGAGGGGAGGAGGGAGAGGAGUAUGAUGAGGGGGAGAAUGGGCGGGAGAGUGGGGGUGAAGGGGGAGAAGAGGAAGGAGAGGGUAGGAAGUUAAGGGUGAAAGGCGAGAGAAGAGAGGGUGGCACGGAGAACAGAGAAGGGAAGGAGGGGAGAGAGGGAAGAGUAGAGGCGAAAAGGAAGGAUGGAGGGGAGCAGAAGUUGAGGAAGAGACGAUUGAGGGAGGGACGGCGAGAGGCGGAUGGGGCAAUGGAUGGGUGCUUGAAGGGAUCGGGUGUUUUUGAGAAUUCUCAAAACCACCCUGCAAUGGAUGGGUGCUUGAAGGGAUCGGGUGUUUUUGAGAAUUCUCAAAAUCACCCUGCAAUGGAUGGGUGCUUGAAGGGAUCGGGAGGGGACGGGAGGAAGCGGCGAAAAGGAGGCUAUGUUGGUGGUUAUAACGAGGAUGGAGUGUUGGAGAAAGUUGAGGGCGAAAAGGGGGGGCAAGAGGAAGGGGAAAAGAAAGGAGCGGAAAAGGAGGGAAAGAAGGUGGAGAGAGACGAAGAGAGGGAAGAAAGGACGGCGGAGGAGGCAGAGGAGGGGGAUGAGGACGAAGGGGAGGGGAAGGAAGAGCAUGGGCUUGAGAAGAAGAAGCAGGAAGAGGAUGGUGGUGGUGAUGAAGAAGCUUAUAACGAGGAUGGUCAAAGAGAGCCGAGGAAGGGUGAAGCGACGGGAGGAGGGAAGGGAGUGAGAGUGGGGACGAGCGUGAGGAGGAAAAUGGAGGAGGGAUUGGAUGGGGGAGUGGAUGGGGGAGUGGAUGGGGGUGGGGAGAGAAGAAGGAAGGAGAAGAGAAGAAAACCUGAAGCUGUAUUGAGGAGGCCAGCCGAUGUGACUGGGUUAGAGGCAGAGGACGGGGAUGGAAGGAGAAGGCUCAGGAGAAAAGGCGGUGGCGUGGUGGCUUUUGAGUCGACUCAAAAGCCAUCCGAUGUGACUGGGUUAGAAGCAGAGGACGGGGAUGGAAGGAGGAGGCUCAGGAGAAAAGGCGGUGGCUUGGUGGGAGGGGAAUUGGGGGGGAAUGAGGGGAUGCAGGAAGGGGGUGGUGGAGUGAGGGCAAGGACGAGGUGGGGAGGGAGGCGGCCUGAUGGUGUGUCGUUUAAAGAGGAGGAGAGUGGGGAGGAGGGUAGUGGGGAGGAGGUAGGAGGGAAGAGUGGGGAAGAGGAAUGGAGCGCAGAGGAGGAGGAGGCAGAGGCAGGGGAGGAGGAAGGGAGUAGGAAGGGAUUGGGAGAGGUGAAGAGGGAUACCCGUGGGAGUUCGCAAAGGAGGGAGGGGAGGGAGGGGAAGGAGGGGAAGGAGAAGAAGGAGAAGAAGGAGGGGAAGGAGGGGAAGGAGGGGAAGGAGGGGAAGCCUGAAGGCGUGCAUGCAGCAACUGGGCGAGGAGGAGCGGAGCGGGACAGGGCUGACAGAGAGAAGCCUGUUUUGGCCUCGAAUAUCCAGCCCUUGCGGCUGCUCAGGCACCGACCGAAGAAAAAGCGGAGCUAUGUUGAUAUCUUGGAGGGGGAAGGGGAGGAGGAGAGGCGGGAGGAAGGGGUUGGGGAAGGAGAGAGGCUAGUAGGAGGAGAGGAAAGAGAGGGGGGGACUGAAAAGAGAGAGGAGGAAAACGGGGUGGAGGACGAGGAGGAGGAUCAAGAGGAGGAAGAGGAGGAAGAGGAGGAGGAGUAUGUGAGGGACACAGAGGAGCGUGCGGAAAGGAGGGGAGGCAGGGAAGCGCAAGGGCGAAAGAAGGAUUGGGGGAGAAGGGAGGAGGAAGGCAGAAGGAGGAAGGAAGACGGAAGGGAGAAGAAGGGUGGGAGUGGGUAG
Messenger RNA from Closterium sp. Naga37s-1, 2998 nucleotides. Lineage: Eukaryota; Viridiplantae; Streptophyta; Zygnematophyceae; Desmidiales; Closteriaceae. The record is from the annotation of a GenBank genome assembly.